Molecule: messenger RNA, 777 nt
Organism: Parnassius apollo (apollo)
Lineage: Eukaryota; Metazoa; Arthropoda; Insecta; Lepidoptera; Papilionidae
Source: the annotation of a GenBank genome assembly
AUGUAUAAGUUGAAUUUAAAAUCUAAGAAUAAGCAAAUGAAAACAUUAAGUGAAAAUAUCAAAAUAGCAUGCUUUAUAGCAAAAGCUGUCAUAUCGGCUAAAGAAAAACAAUCAAGUUUAACAAAGAAUUUCGUUGAAACUGUCCAAAAUGAAUCUGCAAAAGUAUUAAAACAGAACGAAAGCUACCAAAAAGUUAUUGAAGAAUUAACGAAAGAAAACACUAUUAUGCAUAAUAAGAUCGACAAUCUACAUAAUUGGAUUCAGUUGGGUUAUGAAAAAGUGCGGAAUAUUUGUAACGAACCUUUAGAAGAUUUAAACUUGUUUACGAAAUUUAAAAAAAUAAUAAUAUACUGCGGUCAAUACUAUGCUGAUUAUCAAAAUGAAAACCAGAAAUGUAAGCAAUUAGAACAAAAAAUUAGAUUUUACCAAAACAAGUUGAAAAUACUAGAAAGUAAUUUAAAAAUUGUUACUGAUGAACUCAAGAACAUUCGUUAUCAAAACAUGAAAUUAAAACGCCAAAAGAAAUAUAAGGAACAAAUAUGUUUUUUAUCGAAUAUUCCUAUUACUUAUUCUCAAAGUCCAAUUCAAGAGAAACUUUAUAAUACUACCUCUCAGAAAAACAUCCAAACAAUUCAUGAAUCAAGAAAAGAAUCGAAAUAUAAACAAUUUGACUUAUCGUCACAUUUUCUGUUAGUUAAAAAUUUACUUAUUGAUCAGGAGUCUAUGCUUGAAAAUUUAAAUCAAUUGUCUAAGGAUCUAAAUUAUUUUGAAUUAUAA